Schizosaccharomyces osmophilus is the source of this 966-nucleotide messenger RNA. RefSeq names its product chitin deacetylase Cda1 (gene cda1). The transcript has a single exon. The record is from RefSeq and is a predicted model, not a curated record. Gene Ontology annotation, molecular function: hydrolase activity, acting on carbon-nitrogen (but not peptide) bonds. NCBI's taxonomy places the organism in Eukaryota, Fungi, Ascomycota, Schizosaccharomycetes, Schizosaccharomycetales, Schizosaccharomycetaceae. Gene Ontology annotation, biological process: carbohydrate metabolic process. Bases 1 to 966 code for a protein of 321 amino acids.
AUGUACGAAACUCGCGACUUGACAGGUGCUGCUGGACGAAUUGUGGAUCAAAGUCCCUGGCCAAAUAAUAGUAAAAUAGCGGUUUCCUUUGUGGUUAACUACGAAGAGGGUGGGGAGCGUUCCCUUUUGUACGGCGAUGAGGGAUUCGAAACAUUUUUAACAGAGGGCGGUUUGAUGCCUUUUCCCAAUCGUCCCGUUCGUGAGCGUUCAAUUGAAUCCUGCUUUGAGUAUGGAUCACGCUGCGGCUUUUGGAGGAUACUAAACUUAUUCAAAAAGCACGAGGUUCCUUUCACCUGUUGGGCAAUUGGUCAGGCAGUAGAAAAAAAUCCCGUAGUCGUUAGAGCCAUGGAAGAAGCCGGAUGUGAAGUAGGAUCGCAUUCCUACCGUUGGAUUAAUUACGAAAAUCUUCCAGAAGACGUGGAGUAUGAGCAUGUUAAAAAAUCGAUUUUGGCUAUCCAGAAAGCUUCUCCUACCAAUACUCCUCCUCGUAGCUGGUAUACAGGCCGCGCUAGUCUACGCACUCGUAAAAUCGUCUGUCAAGUCUAUCGCGAACUUAAUUUACCUCAACCUUUCGAUUCGGAUGAUUACAAUGAUGACCUUCCUUACUGGGUCCCUGAUCCCUUGGCUGAGGAGAAAAGCGACGAGGAAGACAAAGGUCUUUUAAUCGUGCCUUACACACUUGAUGUUAAUGAUAUGAAAUUUGCCGUUGCUCCAGGAUUCUGUAAUGGGGAAGACUUUUUCACUUACUGCCGAGACGCCUUUGAUGUUUUAUAUGAAGAGGGACAAAAUGGUGCCCCCAAGAUGAUCACCAUUGGCCUCCAUUGUCGAAUGACUGGCCGUCCAGGUCGUUUCCGUGGUUUACAAAAGUUGAUGGAGCAUAUUGCCCUCAAAGAAGGUGUUUGGGUUGCUACUCGAGAACAAAUCGCAAAUGCAUGGGCUUCCAAGCAUCCUUAUCAAAAGCAAUAG